ACACACAUACUAGAAAGAGAGAGAGAGCGAGAGAGAGAGAGAGUAACACCACAUGUUGCAGGACUGCUCAGACUUGGAAAAACACUCGCUCAGGAUGGUGACACAAAGGAUGAGAAAAUGCCCCAAAAUGUUGUCCGGUGCUUUUAUGGUCUGCGUUUUUGCUGUGUUCUUUCAAGGUGUGCUUUGUGACUUUGGGGUCAACGAGGAAGAGGUCAUGCGUUUUUUCCGUGGGGAUGGUGAUCUAACCCUUCCAACAGCAAAAAGUGAAGACAACGGUGGUUUUCAGGUCCAAGUGAUCGACUUAGACAACUUAUUCCCUUCAUCUAAGUCAUGGACCGCAGAAACUACCCCGGUUGAGAUCAGUGUGUCCACCCAGGCAGCUGAAUCCACCACAUACCAGCAGAGCACACAGAUCCCUGAUCAGCCCGACACAGACUUACCUAAAAACAGCAUGGUCACAUCUAACGAACAUGUGGUGUGUGUGGAUAAAAUACCGGAGAGAUACAAACACAAUGUUGAGCUGAAACUAAAGUCUCCCUCCACAUGUGAAGAGACUAAAGCCAAGAUUCAAAGUGUUCUGGAACAUCUUUGCGGUGAAGACUGCAAACUCGAAAUCUACCAGGAAGACAACACUGAUACGAUCAUUGUUUAUGGAGACAGUAUCGAAGCUAACCCCGAAGAAAUGGCUGACAAAUUCAACAACGACAACAUUCUGGAUAAGGUUGAAGUAGAAGAGGCAGUGUCUCGUACGAGCCAGCGCUCUAAAGUUGUCUUCGUCUCAGUGUUGAUAGCUGGUUUGCUUUUGGCUGCUUUGCUAAUUGCUGGUUACCUUCUAAAGACUCGACAAGAAGAGCCGAAAGGGCUUCGACUGGCUGAGGAAUCCUAUCCAGUGGAUCAACAGUCCCAGGGCAACACAUUGCUGUCCGAUGCCCCCCUCCCUCAACAGGAACCUUUGGACAAACCAGUCAUUAAUGGAGAGUCAACAGAAUCUGCACCCACCAAUGGACAUUCUGGCACACAGACACAGGUGGCCGAUACGCCAAUGUAAGAGGCUCAGAGUUAUUGUAAAUUCAACAACCAACAAAGAGACGAUGAGCAUAAACGGUUAUUGUAAACAACACACUCAGGCUAUCUAGAUAUUAUACAGAUUUUUGUUAAUCUUUGAAUAUGAUGGUGAUGAAAAUGAUACUGCAAAUGAAGCGGAGAGACUGAACAAUAAAGAUGACAACUGCGAUUUUAUCUUUUGUGCAAAAGCAAGAGACAAAGAAAAAAAUCUUUUUCUGAUUCAAGCUAUUAUGUUAGGUGCUGAUCUGAUCGCAAAUAUGCAUAUUUACAGAUGCUUUGACACAGCUUUUCUAUGCAGAAAAAACUUUUUUUUAUGAUUUGCAUACGGGCACAUUUUGUGAACAAAGUGAUUUUUUUUUUUUUUCAAAUUUUUUAAUAAAUUUGGUACUCAUUUUUAUGGAUCACAAGAUGCCAUAACAAUAUAACAUUUUCUGUAAAAAGCAUCUUAAACAGAAUUGAAUAAUUCGGACAACAGGAAAUCAGCUAUAUAAGACAAAUAUUAUAUUGUUAGGUCCUGCAACAUCUUAUGAUCCAUGACGAUGAACACCACAUUAUUAAAAUAAUUAAACAUGUAACAAUUUAACAAAAGCAGAUAAUGAAUAAUGACUUUGGACACCAAAUGUAUACCUGGAAUAACAUAAUCACCCAUAUGUUGGAAUACGCCUGAACCCCAAGUAUGCAUCCGCUUGUAAAGUCUGCCAUCAUGCACCGCUUUUGGGUCCAACCAAUCUCAUGUGCCAUGGGGAAUAACAGAAAAAAUACACCAAUAUACUCGUAUCAUAAUGCAAAACUACCAAAACCCCCUGAUCCUAAUUUUUAUCUCAACAACAAAUCCGAAAUGACCAAACAUGGACUCAUAGACGUGGAUUUUUUUAUUUUUUAUUGCUGUCAGUAAAUCAUACCCUGAGAGUUUAUACAUUUUUGGCGUAAAUGCGUGAUUUAAAUAAAUAGUGCUCAUAAACGGUUGUUUAAAUUGUAUCCUCUAAAUAAAAAGAGUUGAGGCUUGGACCCAGAUCAUUACUUAACAAGCAAAUAGUCUUGUGCCUCAUGGUAUGUGGUACAGGGUACAGUAGUAGUGAAUAAGUAUAAUUGUACAUUUUUUUAGGUACUUUAGAACAGAAAUAUGAUUAUUUACUGUACAUGCAGCAACAAAUAAAACUGAGUUCAGCAGA
Messenger RNA from Misgurnus anguillicaudatus (oriental weatherfish), 2237 nucleotides. RefSeq lists its product as uncharacterized. Gene Ontology annotation, cellular component: membrane. Gene Ontology annotation, biological process: cell adhesion. Lineage: Eukaryota; Metazoa; Chordata; Actinopteri; Cypriniformes; Cobitidae. The record is from RefSeq and is a predicted model, not a curated record.